Messenger RNA from Centruroides sculpturatus (bark scorpion), 950 nucleotides. RefSeq names its product palladin-like. Gene Ontology annotation, molecular function: cell-cell adhesion mediator activity. The record is from RefSeq and is a predicted model, not a curated record. Gene Ontology annotation, cellular component: plasma membrane; axon. Lineage: Eukaryota; Metazoa; Arthropoda; Arachnida; Scorpiones; Buthidae. The transcript has 3 exons. Gene Ontology annotation, biological process: dendrite self-avoidance; homophilic cell-cell adhesion; axon guidance. The coding region runs from base 249 to 737 and encodes 162 amino acids.
GUAGAUUUUACUUUCUGUUUAAUAAAAGACGUUAUUAAUAUGAUUACGAUAAUUACAAGCAAGUUUAUUAUGCAAUAUUUUGCGAAUGUUGUUUCAAUAAAUAUCCGCUAUGAGGUGCUUUCACUACUACUAUCAGUCUCCAUGUUGACAAUAGGCAAAUGCAUAGUGAGGAGUGAAGUGUGUAAAUGAUAGUUUUAGCGAAUGGAAAUUAAUUUGGUUAUCUGUGCACCGACUAAUAUAAUCUGAACAUGAAAUUAUCUGUUAUGUCAGAAGCUUAUCGUUUAUGUAUGUUCAUAGUAUUCGCCUGUGUGGUGGUUGGACAGGAUAUUCCAAAAAUACAACCUUUUAGCUUUCUUCGUCGAAUUCCCAUUGGAGACAAAGCAUCGGUAACGUGUACGGUUUCUAGUACUAGUACAGUAACAUUUUCUUGGCUACACAAUGGAAUUAGUGUUUCUGAUGUAAAAAACAUUAGAAUCAGAGACGGAACAGACUAUACUUUGCUUAUUAUAGACCCAGUUGAUAUUGUUAAUGAAGGAAAUUACACGUGUAUAGCAACUAGCAAAGAAGGUGGUUCUAGUUACACAACACAUUUACAAGUCGAAGCUCCUCCUGUAUGGGUUGAAGAACCGAAAGAUGCUUCGGUUAUUUUAGGAAAUCCUCUAAAAAUUAAAUGUGAAGCUAGUGGUUCUCCAAUUCCACAAAUAGUGUGGAAAAAAAUGGAGGGUAAAAUAUCAUAAAUUUCUAUUCUAAAUUUUUGCUAUUCUAGGAAAAAACUGCGAUUUUUAAACUUCUAAUAAUAUAAUUCUAUUAAAAAGGUUCUAGAUUAAAAAAUUUAACGAAUAACGGAACAUUGUGGAAGGAAAAAGUUACAGAUGAUGAUGCAGGACUUUAUGAAUGCGAGGCAGAAAAUGGAAUAAAUGGAAAAAUAUCUAAAAAAAUUGUUGUCGAGA